Trichomycterus rosablanca is the source of this 1562-nucleotide messenger RNA. RefSeq names its product sesquipedalian-1-like. Gene Ontology annotation, biological process: endosome organization; retrograde transport, endosome to Golgi; receptor recycling. Lineage: Eukaryota; Metazoa; Chordata; Actinopteri; Siluriformes; Trichomycteridae. The coding region runs from base 137 to 904 and encodes 255 amino acids. The transcript has 4 exons. The record is from RefSeq and is a predicted model, not a curated record. Gene Ontology annotation, cellular component: trans-Golgi network; early endosome; recycling endosome.
AGUGAAAGUUGGACUCGGGCUGGUGUGGAUUGAACUUUUACACGGUUUUUUCAGACACACACACACACACACACACACACACACACACACACACACACAUGGUGCGGUGCUGGUGUGAACUUGAUGUGACCCAGUGAUGAAGAUCCAUGGUAAAAUUCUGCAGCAUUACCUCGUCUCCUCUGGUGCACCUGAUAAAGAAGGUUACCUCUACAAAAAGGGUGAGGUGAAUAAAUCGUACCAGAAGCGCUGGUUCACCCUGAAGGGAAACCUGCUGUUCUACCGGGAGCGCCGGAGCGAGCGCGAGGUCCUGGGCGUCAUCGUACUGGAACGCUGCACCGUCCAGCUCUGCGACUCCGACGAGGAUUUCGCCUUCUCCAUUUCUUUCUACAGUGACUCGGAGGAAGCGGCCGACCUGCGGACGUACAAGUUCGCGGCCGAGGACCAGGCGAGUCAGGAGAGCUGGGUCAAAGCUUUACACUCGGCCCACCACGGCUUCCUAGCCCUGCUCGUCCAAGACCUGCACCAACAAUACCUCGACGCAGCCGUGAGAGCUGGAGUCGACCCGGUGGACCGCUUGUCAUCCACAGACACCGUCCAUCACGUCCAGAGUGCUCAGAAAUGUCCAGGUACAAGCUCGGUCUUCUACACGCAGUCCGACACUAACCGGGAGCUUCUGGCCUCGCCUCCCGUCGGCAGGCAGAUGGGCAGACGGUCGCCCAUACCCCGGCUCAGACGCCACGCCCACAACCCGACCCCGCAACCCGGGGAGUGGGCGGAGCCUCUGGAGGACUUCAGCCAAAUGCACGAGCACUUCGGGCAGGAGGUGAGACAAAUGGUGGCUGAAUGGCGGAGGAGGAGAGCGGAGAACACGCCGACGGUGGAGGAUCUGAUCGAUCUGGGAUGAGCGGGGCGUGGUAGCGCUGGUUCUGUAUGUGUAGCGCUGAUCUAGUCUUUAUAUUUAUGACGUGUUGUAGAGAAGAUAUUCGUCCCCUUUCUGAUUUGCUCUGUUUCUGCAUUUUUGUUGCACUGAAAGAUUUCAGAUCACUAAACAAAACUCUCGAUGUUUCAUGAGACUUUAUUUCAUUUAAAGAACUAAGUCAGCCAACUCCUAUAUAACCCUUGUGAAAAAGUAAUUGCACCCGCCUGUGUUUUGUUUAAGUGUUGUUUUUUACCAGAAGUACAUCGAUGAUCAAUCAAUCAAAUAAAAUGUAAAAAACAAGCACAGGCCAACAUACUGCUCACUCUUUUCUUAAAGACCCACCAACACACCUCUCAGCAGUGGUCAGUUUAUCUGAAUGAAAGAUUUUUAAUGGUUUCACUAGAAAGGAGGGUUUUUAAAUUUAAGCGCACUAAUACGUCUGCAACUGCAGCAGCGUUCAUAAACAGCCUACCCUACCGGAAUCAUCAAUUCUGCCCCCAUCAGAGCCUAAAGAGCUCGAUCAGGCAACUCUACAUUGUACAAGGAAUUUCUCUUGCAGGUGCAGGUGUCAACAUAUAUACAUCCAAUUACAAGCCCAAAUCAGAAAAAGUUGGGACAGCAUGGAAAAUGGAAAUAAAACAAA